AUGUCUUCCGCUAUUCCUGUCGGCGUCUAUGGACGUCGCAUUCCGGCUGGCGGCAUUCCCAUCUCGGCCUCAGAUGACCAGUCAGCUACUUUCAGAAUAACUAUGGCCGCUAUUGACCCAGACGCGGAGCCGCAAAUCGACGAGGAUCACAAGCAUGCUCGUGCUACCUUAAAGCUCAUUCGUGUGCCCAUGGACUUUGACGAUGACGACGAUGAGGACUACGAGGAGGGCGAUAUUGAGGCAAUUGCUGCUCGCCUGCGUGCCGCUGGCGCACUCCCCGAGGCUGAUUCCGACAUGUCCGACUCCGACGACAGCGAGGACGAAAAGAAUGGCGGCCCUAGCGACCCUGCUAAGUCAAAGAAGGCCAAGCAGGCAGCUCUCAGCAAGAAGCUCCAAGAGGAACUCGAGGCUGACGAGAUGGACAUUGACGGCAGCUUGACCAACGGCACAAAGGGUAAAGCCAAGGGCAAGGCCAAGGUCACUGACGACGAUCUUAGUGAUGAGGACGACGAAGAUGACGAUGACGAUGACGAUGAGCCAGAGGAGCUUGUUCUGUGCACACUCGACCCCGAGAAGCACUACCAACAGCCUCUCGACAUCACUGUACGCCAAGGCGAGGAGGUCUUCCUCUGCGUCAGCGGAACUUAUGACGUUUAUGUUACCGGUAACUACAUUGCUUUCCCCGAUGAGGACAGCGAGGAUGAAGACGAGGACGACGGUCUUGAGGAGCUUGGCUACGACAUGUCUGCUGAUGAGGACGAGCUUGACGGUCUAGAAGAGUCAGAGGAUGACGAGCUCGACGGAAUGGAGGAUCCCAGGAUCACCGAGGUUGAUACCGAUGAGGAGGCACCAAAACUUGUGGAGGCCAGCAAGAAGAGCAAGAAGCGUGCCGCGGAGUCUGAGGAUGAUGCCACUCUUGAUGACUUGAUCAGCAAGACCAACGGUGACGCCAAGCUCAGCAAGAAGCAGGCCAAGAAGCUGAAGAAGAACGAUGGCCAGGCCACAGAGCCCGAGAAGAAGGCUGAAAAGGUUGAGAAGAAUGAUACCCCCAGCAGCGACAAGAAGAAGGUUCAGUUCGCUAAGAACCUCGAACAGGGCCCAACUGGCUCCCCCAAGGUCGACGCGCCUAAGCCAGAGGCAAAGAAAGAGGCCGCAAAGGGACCUCGCAACGUUAGCGGUGUCAUUGUUGAUGACAAGAAGGAGGGCAAGGGCAAGGCUGCCAAGAAGGGUGACCGCGUCGAGAUGCGCUACAUCGGCAAGCUGAAGAGCGGCAAGGUCUUUGACUCCAACAAGAAGGGCAAGCCCUUUUCCUUCAAGCUUGGUGUAGGCCAAGUCAUCAAGGGUUGGGACGUCGGUGUCGCUGGCAUGACUGCUGGCGGCGAGCGUCGUCUUACUAUCCCCGCGGCGAUGGCUUAUGGCAAGAAGGGUGCGCCUCCGGACAUCCCACCCAACUCUGACUUGAUCUUCGACAUCAAGUGUAUCUCGGUCGGUUAA
Pyrenophora tritici-repentis Pt-1C-BFP is the source of this 1494-nucleotide messenger RNA. The record is from RefSeq and is a predicted model, not a curated record. Lineage: Eukaryota; Fungi; Ascomycota; Dothideomycetes; Pleosporales; Pleosporaceae.